This is a messenger RNA of Sus scrofa (pig), 6251 nucleotides long. RefSeq names its product cullin 5 (gene CUL5). Gene Ontology annotation, biological process: ubiquitin-dependent protein catabolic process. Gene Ontology annotation, molecular function: ubiquitin protein ligase binding. The record is from RefSeq and is a predicted model, not a curated record. Lineage: Eukaryota; Metazoa; Chordata; Mammalia; Artiodactyla; Suidae. Gene Ontology annotation, cellular component: cullin-RING ubiquitin ligase complex.
GCCCUCCCCGCAGCCUCUCUGCCCACCGAGGCGUCCAGGCUCCACAGCUCGCUCCCGAGCGCGCCCCCGCCCGCCGCGUCACGUGAUGCGGCCACCGACCCUGAGCUGCCGGGCCUAAGCCGAGCUAAAUUCGUUGCCGGGGGCCUCUGCGGUGCAACCACAAAAGCUAAUCCGAAGGAGGGGGUAGGGUUGUGGGGUCGAUGCUUCCUCUUCCAAUUCAGGUCGGCUCCGGUUACCGUCUCACCCUUCGCCGUUUGCGGCUCCCGGGGCGUUUGCAUGCGCUCUUUCGUGCGGGGAAGCUCCGGUGACCAUGUAGGGGAAAGCGGGAGGAAGCUCCAGCUGCCUGAGGGGAGGUCGGCGCGGUCGGCACGCCGCCUGGCACCCACCGCCUCGCGGGCCGCUGGCCCAGGUGGGAGCCCGGCCUGCAGUCGCGGCCUGACCCGGAGCGCCGCCAAGUCUCGCGCCGUCUCGCGAGAGUCCAAGUUGAAGGAACAUGGCGACGUCUAAUCUGUUAAAGAAUAAAGGUUCUCUUCAGUUUGAAGACAAAUGGGAUUUCAUGCGUCCAAUUGUUUUGAAGCUUUUACGCCAGGAAUCUGUUACAAAGCAGCAGUGGUUUGACCUGUUUUCGGAUGUACAUGCAGUCUGUCUCUGGGAUGAUAAAGGCCCAGCAAAAAUCCAUCAGGCUUUAAAAGAAGAUAUUCUUGAAUUCAUUAAGCAAGCACAGGCACGAGUAUUGAGCCAUCAAGAUGACACAGCUUUACUAAAAGCUUAUAUUGUUGAAUGGCGAAAAUUCUUUACACAGUGUGAUAUUUUACCGAAGCCUUUUUGUCAGCUAGAGAUUACUUUAAUGGGUAAACAGGGCAGCAAUAAAAAAUCAAAUGUAGAAGACAGUAUUGUUCGAAAGCUCAUGCUUGAUACGUGGAAUGAGUCAAUCUUUUCAAAUAUAAAAAACAGACUACAAGAUAGUGCAAUGAAGCUGGUACAUGCUGAAAGAUUAGGGGAAGCUUUUGAUUCUCAGCUUGUCAUUGGAGUAAGAGAAUCCUAUGUUAACCUUUGUUCUAAUCCAGAGGAUAAGCUUCAAAUUUAUAGGGACAAUUUUGAGAAGGCAUACUUGGAUUCAACAGAGAGAUUUUAUAGAACACAGGCACCCUCGUAUUUACAACAAAAUGGUGUACAGAAUUAUAUGAAAUAUGCAGACGCUAAAUUAAAAGAAGAAGAAAAACGAGCACUACGUUAUUUAGAAACAAGACGAGAAUGUAACUCUGUUGAAGCACUCAUGGAAUGCUGUGUAAAUGCCCUAGUGACAUCCUUUAAAGAGACUAUCUUAGCAGAGUGCCAAGGCAUGAUCAAGAGAAAUGAAACUGAAAAAUUACAUUUGAUGUUUUCCUUGAUGGACAAAGUUCCUAAUGGGAUAGAGCCGAUGUUGAAAGACUUGGAGGAGCAUAUCAUUAGUGCAGGCCUUGCGGAUAUGGUAGCAGCUGCUGAAACCAUUACUACUGACUCUGAGAAAUAUGUUGAGCAGUUACUUACACUAUUUAAUAGAUUUAGUAAACUUGUCAAAGAAGCUUUUCAAGAUGAUCCACGAUUUCUUACUGCAAGAGACAAGGCAUAUAAAGCAGUUGUUAAUGAUGCUACCAUAUUUAAACUUGAAUUACCUUUGAAGCAAAAAGGGGUGGGAUUAAAAACUCAGCCUGAAUCAAAAUGUCCUGAGCUGCUUGCCAAUUAUUGUGACAUGUUGCUAAGAAAAACACCAUUAAGCAAAAAACUAACCUCUGAAGAGAUUGAAGCAAAGCUUAAAGAAGUGCUCUUGGUACUUAAAUAUGUACAAAACAAAGACGUUUUUAUGAGAUACCACAAAGCUCAUUUGACACGCCGUCUUAUAUUAGACAUCUCUGCUGAUAGUGAAAUUGAAGAGAAUAUGGUAGAGUGGCUAAGAGAAGUUGGUAUGCCAGCAGAUUAUGUAAACAAACUUGCUAGAAUGUUUCAGGACAUAAAAGUAUCUGAAGAUUUGAACCAAGCUUUUAAGGAAAUGCACAAAAAUAAUAAAUUGGCUUUACCAGCUGAUUCAGUUAAUAUAAAAAUUCUUAAUGCUGGUGCCUGGUCAAGAAGUUCUGAAAAAGUCUUUGUCUCACUUCCUACUGAACUGGAGGAUUUGAUACCUGAAGUAGAAGAAUUCUACAAAAAAAAUCAUAGUGGUAGAAAAUUACAUUGGCAUCAUCUCAUGUCAAAUGGAAUUAUAACAUUUAAGAAUGAAGUAGGUCAAUAUGAUUUGGAGGUAACAACAUUUCAGCUGGCUGUAUUGUUUGCAUGGAACCAAAGACCCAGAGAGAAAAUCAGUUUUGAAAAUCUGAAACUUGCAACUGAACUCCCUGAUGCUGAGCUUAGAAGAACUUUAUGGUCUUUAGUAGCUUUCCCAAAGCUCAAACGGCAAGUUUUGUUGUACGAACCUCAAGUCAACUCACCCAAAGACUUUACAGAAGGUACCCUCUUCUCAGUGAACCAGGAGUUCAGUUUAAUAAAAAAUGCAAAAGUUCAGAAAAGGGGUAAAAUCAACUUGAUUGGACGCUUACAGCUCACUACAGAAAGGAUGAGAGAAGAGGAGAAUGAAGGAAUAGUUCAACUAAGAAUACUGAGAACCCAGGAAGCUAUCAUACAAAUAAUGAAGAUGAGAAAGAAAAUUAGUAAUGCUCAGCUGCAGACUGAAUUAGUAGAAAUUUUGAAAAACAUGUUCUUACCACAAAAGAAAAUGAUAAAAGAGCAAAUAGAAUGGCUAAUAGAGCACAAAUACAUCAGAAGAGAUGAAUCCGAUAUCAACACUUUCAUAUAUAUGGCAUAAUUUUGAAUAUUUUGGACAAUAUUAAGAACCCAAAUUUUGAAGUGCUUGGGCAGAAAAGUUGUUACAGUUUGUGCUGGAGGAAGGUUUAUCUGGACUUUGAUUACAUAAAUAUUAAAAUCUGCCUUACCUAACAAAACAACUCUACUUUGCCAAUCCCAUUAGUCAGCAUGGUGGCAUCCCCUUCAUGUUUCACACUCAUUAACAGCAUGCUGUUUUGUGGAGAAACUUGCAUUCAUGAAGAGCCCACUAUGAACUUUGAAAAAUAAAUCUGAUUUAUACCCACAAGAAGAAAUGCCGUUGGGAAGGGUGAAAGUGGGGUUCUUGUUGCUUUUUUUUUUUUUUUUUGGUUUGUUUCUCUUUUUAUCCUCUCUUACAAAAAUGUACUUGCACAAGGAAGGAUCUUCAGAUGUUUGUGCACUGAAAAACGCUGUUAUGUUUUGUUUUAAAAAUGCAAUUAAAACUAGAAGUAGCACUCUUGGUUUCUUUUGAUCGAAAGAGUGAGCUGGUCUACACAACAUUGGGACAGGGCAGAUGUAGUUGGAAAGAUAAGAAUUUAAUAGUAUCAAAUUUUUUGUUCAAAGAUUGCUUCAGUAUAAUAAUGAUUUUAAUGGUGACUUAAAAAUGGUAUUAAAUUUUUCCAACUUAAAAAUGUUGACUUUCUUUAAGCAGGAGACUAUUGUUUUUGUUGUUUGUUGUUAAAUGAUAGGGUUUUUUGGUUUUUUCUCCCUUAUAUGGCUGGAGAGCUUGUUUUGAAAAAGUGAAGAUUAUAUUGUUAUUUCAGUUCAAAAAAAGUAUGGAGAUAGGUAGAUCAUUUCAAUUUGCAAAAGAGCAAAACAAGCAUAUUAAGUGUUUACUAGGACACUUAAUAUUUAUAUACCUAAUAUUUAUUAUGCCACAUUCAAAUUUAUUAAAAAUAAGACAGAAAUCUCCUGCUCUAAUAUAAUACAGUUAUGUAACUGACUUCUUAAUCUGUAGUAUAGAAAUAUUUUGAAAUUUUAAAGUCUCAUGAUGAGGAUUUUAUACCCUCAUGUUUCUGAAAAGGAAGAUACUCUGUUUUAAAAGGUAAUAAUUAGGUAUCAGUCACCCAGGAGGAAGAGAAAAGCCACAAUGUAAGACCUGGAAAACAUAAGCAAAAUUGUUGCAUUCUGAGUAUGAGCUGUAAACUUGCCAAAUGUAUGUACAUAUAUAUUUAUAUAUUUUAAAAAUAAAAAUUUUAAAAAAUGUUCAGAAGGCAACACUUACCUUGUUCCUUUCAGUCAAUCCAAAGUAGCAACUUACUAGUUGCUGGCAACUGAAUACCCAGAGUAGUGGAAAUUUUAGGACAUGAGGACAUGAACAACUUGAGAAAAAACUUACUCCUCAUUGGGAAAGAAUGGCUCAACAUGGAUUUUAUUCAUUGUGGUGCACGUUUCAAAUUUUCUGGCAAAUUAUUUUAUAUUUUAUGUGAUAGUAUUAUAUUAAAUGAUUUUGAUGAUAGUAGGAAGUGGAGUGCUGGAGUGUUGAAAGACAUACAGUAUUAUUGCAGGGUGCUUUCAAGAGCAUUUCAUGGAAUCUGUCCCCAGUCCCAAGAAGCUUUGUGAGCUUCCUGCUGAAAGGCAAGAGAGCAAACUUAAAACAUUUAAGAUUUUGCUGGUUAUAGUCAAAUGCCUAUUCUGAAACUCGUAGGAAAUUGGAAUUUUGUUUCUAAUUUAAAAAUCUUACACUUGAGCUCUAAGGUAGCAUGUGUCAAAUUAUUAGAUCAAGCAUAUUGUGAUGAAUUAAACUAAAUUAGUACUCACUGUUUUCUCUAAUUAGAUGACUGUUACCAGUACACAAAAUUGAAAAUUUAAAAAUGUGAUAAUUUGGUAAAAAUUCUGACCCUUAUUUUAAUGAAUAGUUUGAUAUGGCAUAUUUGCUUAUCCAAUACAAGAAUGCCAAAAGAGUAAGCAAUGGAAGGAAAAACUACAGGCCAUUUCUUAAAGUUUAAGAUUAUUGUUGUUUUAAACCAGAAUUAUUCUCAGAACUUUUUUGGCAUGUCUAAUCUUUUUAGUCAUUUAAUUUAAGAAUGAGAGCCACAAUGUUUUGAUUUAUAAAGGCAAAAUUUAAUGCAAAAGUGGGUAACUCUAAAUCCAUAGCAAAGUUUUCUAUUAAAUUUUAUAAAUUUUUAAAUAGCUAAUUAUGUCGUAAUUGUAUUUUGGGGAAUAGAGCGGCAGCAAAUACUAUGUACUUAACAGCUUUCAUCAUUUUUUCGUUGUGUAUACAAAAGUUUAUCUUAACUACUUUCCGGUGUUUAUGAAAACCAUUUAGUUAACAAGGUGCCUAUACCAUUGUUGAAUUUUCUUUAAAUAUAUUUUGAAAAUUUGCUAAUUUAAAAGAAAAGAAUCUGAAGAAAAAGUGUACCAGUAAUUUGCUGAAGGUACAGGAUCACAGUUCGUUUCCUUUAAGUCCCUUUUUUCUAGUGUGCCCUAAAAUUAGUGCUCUCUGAGCAGGGAUGAAACCUGUCAUAGUUAAGGGGAAACUAUAUAUACAUACACGUAUAUGUUUUCUUCAUGAGCAAUAUGGCAGUAGGAAACUUAAAGGUUAAUUUAAGCUUUGAAUGUUCGUCUUCUAGUGUCAAGAUGGAGCCAUCUGGAAAAUGUUAACCUUUGUUGCCAUAUCAUUGCAGAGUAAGUAGACAGGAAACAAUACUUACAAGGUAAAAAUACAGAACAAUUAUAAUGCUUACAGUGAGUUAAAUAUUUAGACUAUUACUGUUCCAAUGGUUUAAUGAGGAUCUUGAAAUAAAUUCUGAAGUCUUCCAAUUUUUACACUUACUGGAGGGGUCCCUGCAUUCUGUCAAAUUUUAUUUAAAUCUCUUAUUUUGUGCAUAAAUGUUGAAAUUUCCAAAAAUGAAAUGUUAACUCUCUUAUUUUUACCUUUUAUUAAAUUUAAUACAAAAUAUGACCAGAGUAGUUUAAAAGUAUUUUGCAUUAUUUGCAGUAGCAUGUUAUUGGCCCUGCUCAAAGGGCAGAUUUUAAAAAUUCAAUUUGGGUGAAAGAUUUGCUAGUUUUCCAGAAAGAUUUGCUGUCUUAAACUCAACAUUUUUUUUUUUUCCUAUUUUCAUGUGAAUGACUGGGAUGCUAUCUAAUAAACUCUUCCAAGGUCAUGUUUGUGAAAUAAACAUCACAUUGAGAGCUUUCCUGUCAUCUACACUAUGUGUGUUGUCUGGAGUGUUGAACAAAUUUGAGUUCCUAAGUUGUACUCUAUCCUUGUAUGGUAAAUAAGAUUUCGAAUGUGUGCCACUACAAACUGAGAUGAUAAUGCUGUACAAUUUUAAAUGGUAGCAGUUUCUGUAUGCAGUAGGCUGAAAUAUUUUGAUGAACUGCUUAAUUUUUGGAUUUUAUUUUUUAAGUUGUAUAAUUUAUUUUCUUGCAAAAUAAAAAUGUAAUAUAAAAGC